UUGAAAAACCUGUUAUCACGAAAACUCAGGUCAUUGCAUUUCUAUCUGUUUAUGUUCCCCCAUUCGCAAUGGCAUUGUGAUUAACCCUAUGAAGAGUACAUCAAAUAAUGAUAAUCAGAUUGAGAGCGUAUUCAGGACAAAAUCAUUGACGAAAAAUGGGAAAUGUGUUUCGGUGUUAUCAGGUGUCAUGCUACAGCAGAUCAGUACGAAAAUAUUUUCUGUGAAGAUGGAUCUGGCACUUCCGGUGUCUAGGAUUUGGCUCCUUGUCCUGAUAUCAUCUCUUCAGAGAUUGGAAAAAACGGGGGCAUUAGAUAGUCCUCUUCUAGGAUCUGCACACUUGGGGAAUGAUAGCUACAAAUAUCAUGAAGAUGCCCAUCUCAGUGCUCGAGAGCUUAUAUCGAAAUAUGGAUAUCGGGGUGAGACUCAUAAAGUUACGACCAACGAUGGGUACAUCUUGGAAAUGCAUCGGAUCACUGGCCCAAAAUCCAAUCCCAAGGCAGAGGGUAAACCGGUAAUUUUUGUAAUGCAUGGAUUAUUAUGCAGCUCAGUCGAUUGGAUAAUCUCUGGACCAAAGAAGGGAUUGGGAUUUAUGUUGGCGGAUGCGGGAUACGACGUGUGGCUUGGAAAUGCUCGUGGAAAUACUUAUUCUCGGGGUCACAAGAAAUAUUCAACGAUUGAUAAACAAUAUUGGAUGUUCAGUUGGCAUGAGCAGGGAACUGAGGAUCUACCCGCAAUGAUAGAUUACAUUACUCGAAAUACCGGUAAUGAGAGGAUUUUUUAUGCGGCACACAGUCAGGGGACUACAGCGUACUUUGUCAUGGCGUCUGAAAAGCCCAAGUACAAUGAUAAAAUCAUUGCAAUGUUCGGUAUGGCACCUGUGGCUUACCUCGAGCACAUGAGGAGCCCUUUCCUUCAAGUUCUAACGAGAAUUGAUAAAGUUGUAACUAAUGUGAUGGAAGUUCUUGGCUGGUAUGAAUUUAAACCGAUAGACGGUUUAAUAAAAAAAGUGGCAACAAUUGCAUGUCAGGAAGAAAAUUGGACUCAAGAUAUUUGUCUGAACGUAAUGUUCCUGAUUGCUGGAUUUGGAAGCGAUCAAAUGAAUAGGACAUUACUCCCGGCAAUUUUGGGUCAUACACCAGCGGGUUCUUCCAGUCGUCAAUUAAUUCAUUACAGUCAGCUCUUCAAGUCCAAUAAAUUCCGGAAAUACGAUCACGGAGCUCUCCGAAAUUACAUCAUCUACAAGAGGAUGACUCCCCCGUCGUACGAUCUCUCGAAAGUUACAACCCCAGUGAUUAUUUCUUAUGGUCUCAACGACUGGCUUGCACACCCUAAGGAUGUGCGGCGACUCACAGCGCAAUUACCUAAUGUCUACGCAGAGCUGAAAGUACCUAAUCCUAAUUUCGGACACUUGGAUCAUCUCUGGGGUAUAGAUGCACCCCGAUAUGUCUAUUCAAAGCUAAUAGCUCUUUUAAACCAUUUCCGAAGUUGAAGAUAAUUAAAUUUAUUCUAUUAAAAUUGAUUAAUGAAAAUAAAAUAAGUGAA
Messenger RNA from Fopius arisanus, 1542 nucleotides. Its product is annotated as lipase 3-like. The coding region runs from base 89 to 1489 and encodes 466 amino acids. Gene Ontology annotation, molecular function: hydrolase activity, acting on ester bonds. The transcript is spliced from 7 exons. NCBI's taxonomy places the organism in Eukaryota, Metazoa, Arthropoda, Insecta, Hymenoptera, Braconidae. Gene Ontology annotation, biological process: lipid metabolic process. The record is from RefSeq and is a predicted model, not a curated record.